Chaetomium strumarium is the source of this 2255-nucleotide messenger RNA. RefSeq lists its product as uncharacterized. Bases 1 to 1923 code for a protein of 640 amino acids. The record is from RefSeq and is a predicted model, not a curated record. Lineage: Eukaryota; Fungi; Ascomycota; Sordariomycetes; Sordariales; Chaetomiaceae. The transcript is spliced from 9 exons.
AUGGCUUCCAAGGAAGUGAAGUGUGCCCACAAGGCAUCGGGGUUUGUGAACACGAAGCGGCUCAUCAUCUGCUGUGAUGGGACAUGGAACAAUACCAAUGAAGCGGCCGGCCCGCCUUCCAACGUCAGCUGGCUCUCCGGCGCGGUUGCGCACAAGUGCUGCUCCGGCAUGCCGCAGAUUGUGUAUUACCACCCGGGCGCCGGCACCGAGACGUCCAGGGUAGCGCGCGCCGUGGGAGGAGCGUUCGGCGUCGGCGUCGCGCAGGACAUUGCCGAGUCGUACCGGUUCAUCUGCGACAAUUACAACCCGGGCGACGAGAUCGUCAUCGUGGGCUUCUCGCGCGGCGCCUUCACGGCCCGGUCGGUCGGGGCCAUGGUCUGCGCCCUCGGCUUCCUCAACCGCUCCGGCAUCGACCAGCUCCCCCACAUCUUCAACGACUACCAAGGCUGGCAUGAAUGGCACAAGGAGCCAUACGACGAGCACAAGCAUCUGGUUGGCAUCACGUUCGAGAAUGUGAAGAAGAUCGAGAGGUUCGAGCAAGAGUCGGAAGAAUCGCUUGCGAAGAAACUCGGGGAGAGGAAGAGACAGCUCUACGAGAAGAUGGCAGCCAUGACUUCUUCUGAUGGGAAGGCCAAUCUGAAACACAUGGCGGAUGCUUACAGAGGCAUGCUCGCGGAGUAUCAACUGUUGCUGUGCUUGCGGCAUGCGGUGCCGGGCAGCGACGACUUCAAGUACGCGCCGAUCGAGGGGCGUGUCAAGGCCAUCGGAGUCUGGGACACUGUUGGGAGCCUCGGGAUUCCCGAAAUCCCGCCUUUCUACCAUAGCGGCCGGGGAGACAGAGAGAUCCGAUUCGAGCGUCUCGACGUGCAUCCCAGGGUCGAGUAUGCCUUCCAUGCUGUUUCGCUGGACGAGUGGCGGCAGGCAUUUGACUGCACCAUCCACUGCAAUGUCGGCGGCGGCCGGGAAGACCAGCAGAUUGCCACCAUUGCCCUCGCAUGGAUGGCCGACCAGCUGACAUCCAUUGGCCGCGCCCGUGGGGGGCUGGGUGUGAUCCGCAAUCCCAACGGACUCACAUCGUAUCCCGAUUGGAUCUGGUCCUACGUCGCCGCGCCCAUCCGCAAGCUCACGAAGGGCACGACCGACUACAUCACCCGUAUACCGGGCAGCUACAAGGAGGACGACGGCGACGGGAAGCUCGUCGACCCGAACGAGCUCGUCCACCCCUGCGUCCGCAUCCGCUACCUCUACGGCGGCCUGAACCUGGACGACGCCGGCCCGUGGACAUGCCGCGCCCUCACCGAGCGGGGCUACCGCCUCGAGCGCCGCGACGCGCCGGCCAUUGUUGCCGUCGUCCGAGGAAAGCCCGGCGUGCACAGAGCCCCCGACACAUACCACAGUGUCCGUGGUCCCGUCACGCCCUACUACUACUCCUGCUACAACACCAACAACACUACCCCGGCCGUGACCAGCAACGCUGGGGACGAUGACCACCAGCAGCCCUUCUUGGUCAAGGUCGAGCAGCCCCACGAGGACGACCUGAAGCAUCAGGGCGACGGUGACGGCGACGGGCACGAGCUGCCCGAGGAGCAAAUCGGGAUGUGGGAGCGCAUGUUCAUCAAGGUCAACGAGAAGCUGGUGCGGUGGCAGGAGACGAUGACGAUGACGAUGACGAUGACGAUGGAUGAUGCUGCUGCGGCGGCUGCCGCAGGGCAACAAAAGAGCGUCUUCGGAAGGGCGGGCGACGCCGUGAAAUCAGCGUUGGGUGUGGGCGGCGUGCCCGUCCCGCAGCAGCCGCCGGCGGCCAUGACCGAGGCGACGAAGCGCAAGGACAGGUAUAUCCCCGAGGCGUAUGGGUAUCAUGACUUGGUCUCGUGGCAGAAGGGCGAUACGCAGCCUAGGGAGACGGUGGGCACUGUAGCCUGAUUGAGUUUCGUCCUUUGUGAUAGGGAAUAUGGUGAUGGGAGGAAUUGUUGGAGGCCCAAGAAAAGGAGAAGGCUAGCACCGACAACAGUCUCGACCGAACCUACAGGCAGCCUAGCUCUCGCGAACCCCCCCAACGGACGGGGGGUCCGGCGAACGGAGCCGGUUGAUGGGCUGGGGUUGAUGGGAGACCUCAUCGUUCUAUCUCAGUAGGGGGAAGGUCGUGAAUGUAUAAUGUAUCUUAAUGUAUGUAUGUGCAAGGCAACGGUCGUCGAGCAUUUACGGGCAUAGGCACUAUAGGUACAACACCAUGUAUUGGAACUACAGAAUAUCGG